This is a messenger RNA of Oncorhynchus gorbuscha (pink salmon), 5641 nucleotides long. Its product is annotated as cilia- and flagella-associated protein 69-like. NCBI's taxonomy places the organism in Eukaryota, Metazoa, Chordata, Actinopteri, Salmoniformes, Salmonidae. Gene Ontology annotation, cellular component: sperm midpiece; non-motile cilium. The coding region runs from base 1629 to 4571 and encodes 980 amino acids. The record is from RefSeq and is a predicted model, not a curated record. Gene Ontology annotation, biological process: response to odorant; positive regulation of flagellated sperm motility; olfactory behavior. The transcript has 23 exons.
GUCUGGGACAGGUAGCACGUCCGGUGAACAGGUCAGGGUUCCAUAGCCGCAGGCAGAACAGUUGACACUGGAGCAGCAGCACGGCCAGGUGGACUGGGGACAGCAAGGAGUCAUCAUGCCAGGUCGUCCUGGCAAUCAGUUGCUAGUGUUUUAAGUCAAUCGGGUGAUCUGGAUACACUCAUUGUGAAGAAGGUGGAUUUUAGUGGCAUUUAUAGCCACAGUGAUUAAUUGUACAGCAUAAGUGUCUAAGAAGUCAAAUAGCCUGGAUAUCAUUAUAUCUGCAACUGAGAAGUUUUUGGGGCUCCAGGACUUCAUGUCAGAAACACUACAAGGACUUUUGUUGCUAGGAAAUGUCCCACCCUCACAGGAGGCUUCUGAACCUGUGUUGGGACCUGAUUAAAAAACGUUUAGUUUUUUUUACAGAAAAGCAGGUUCCUUUUGUUGUUGUUUUUCUUUUUUUUCCUUCUUUUUUUUACCCAAAUGUUUUAUUUUUGCGGAUGGAUCCUUAUUACCCACCCGCACAGUUGGUGGCCGACGGUACAUUUGAUUGUUACGCCAUUAUACCAUAGAAGUAGAAGAAAAAGCUGGUCACUGGCUUGCAGUGGAAGAAGAUGGAACGAGAUGGAUUUUGGCCGAGAUUCUGCACAUUUUCUCAUCGAUUAAACAUUUGAUCUCAAUAUAAUCUUAUGAACAGAGUGGACUAAGUUGUUGACUUUACCCUUUGCAAAAUAAAAUAAAAAACGCGUUGUUUAGAACGAGUGCAAAGGUGAAUUGAGUUAUUGCACAAGAGCACUUCACAAAGGAGGCGUUCCCUAAUGGCAAUAUGCAGAUGAUUUUGUUACUAACCUAGUAAUAGUUUAAUGAUUAUGUUGACAAAUAGGAUCUCGCUAGCACGUGCUUGGCUCUGCCCAUUAUGACUAAUUUGUUCCCAUUGGAAACGACAAUCUAUGGUCAAUAUUGGUUUAGUUAUACAAAUAUUUGGUAUUACCGGCUGGGCACAUCAAUCCUAGAUGAUAGUGCAGAUCUAGCGGCUACUAUCGGCUUUAAUAUGAAAACACAGGGACAUUAUAGCACAGAUAGAACAUUGAGGUUUAGUUAUAAAACAUAUUUAAUGAUUGUAAUAGAGAUGAAGCUGACCUGCUGCCCAAUUGAUCAUUAAUCAGCUGUCCACAACUAACAGAUCCGUGCAAUUUGGAUAUAUACGCACUAACCUGCAAAUGUCAGCAUGGCAGACUGUGCUCUUUUUCCGAUUCAGAGUUUAUUAAUUUAUUUGAGACGAUUGUAAGAAUUAAUUGUUAUCAAUCUGCCUUUGUUGUCGUUAUUCUGUCUGAAAUAAUUGCGAAUGCUGUCACCAAAAACCCACUUCCGGUGUGUCAGAACGGGAAAAGUAGGCGUUUCGAGAUGUGGUAUUUUCUGUUUGUGGUAGUAGGGAGAUAACCAUAGUAACGGAUACAAGCGCACAUAGGGAGGUCUGAGGCAAACACAGACGUCGGUGUUUUUGUGAGGCAUCGACUAUAGUUACUUUCUUCUAUGUAUUUAUAAUAUUUGUUAUGUCAACUAACUGAAACAUUUCAGUUGUACACGCGGAACUCUGUAAAGCAGGUAUUUUUUGCACAAACGCGUUUGCAAUGCUUGCAUCGGAGGCUGCAAUGACUAAAAGUUAUUUGACAACUUCAACUGGAUCGAAAGCCAAAGUGCAUCGAAGAAAACAUGCGAUCCCAGUUAUCAAACAUAUACCAAAAGACAAUGAUCAAGAGAAACAGUUGGUUCUCACUAAACCUAUUGAACUCAGUCGUGUGAUACAUUUUCUUGAGGAUCCUUUAGCAGCUACUUUGAAAGAGAGACAGAUUUUUGCUUUGAAGAAAGUAGUGCAGAGAUGUCAAAAAGGCUUUCUUUUGAAAGAGUUGGCAGAUGUUUUUAAGAUUUUAUAUAUCUGUGCUGAGAAGUCCAAAGAUCAUCCUGAAUAUACUUCAGUGCUAUGUGACUUACUGAAGAUUUGUCGGCUUCCUUUCCUAAAGGAAAAGACCUCUGAUGAAGUGACCUACGCACAGACUGUCAAAGAAUCAUUCUCUCAGAUGGGGUUUCUGAUGAGGGUGCCAAACGCUGAAGUGAGGAACCAAAUCUGCCACUCUAUUAUAUCCGUGUACAGCUCUGUGACAUCAAAACACAGUGUGGAUGGUAUGGACAGUCUUUCAAAGCCUGCAGCUGCCUCAAAGCCAGCUGUUGCCUCUCACAGAUUCUCUAAACAGUCAAUGAGACUCCACCCUACCAGCCUAGGCUACAGGGUGCAGCUGUUGGAGCAGAGUGGGCUGGCUGAGACUCUGGUCCUGUCCAUGGCCCUCCUGGAGAACCAGCCUGCAGUCAAGCUCCAGGUCCUACAGACUCUUCAGAUGCUCUCCAGCUCAUCUGAUGUGAACUGUAGCCUAAUAUUAAAGGCACAGGGGGCACAGCAGAUCUGUUUCCAUAUGAAUGAGCCAGACCCUUCAGGGCAAGUCCUGUUCCGCUCCUCGGAGAUCCUAUGGAACUUGCUGGAGAGAGGUUGCAAAGAGGAGGUUACAGCCCAAUUGAGCAACAUGGACUGUAUUAUGGCUCUGAAAGAAGCAUUUUUGCACCAGCUGCUGAAUGGCUUUCGACAUUACGACUUCCAACUCAGGAAUGAUCUACUGGUGAUCACAACUCUCAUAGCUGAAAACCCCAAAUCUCCACUCAUUGAGAGUUUAUUUGCCAAGCAGCUCAUUCUUUUUGUUACAUUUCCAGAACUCAAGAGUCACAACCCGUUGGUCCGCAACCUCAAGCUAUCCUAUAACAAUGAAGAUUUUGAGAUGAAAAGGUUGCUACUAAAUCUGGUUGUUGUCAUGUCAAAAGACUUAUCUGCUCUGCAGCUGUUCAAAGAGGGCCAUGUUGUCCUGGCCCUGCUCCACCUAGUGAAGCCCACUGCUGCUCCUCCUGAAGGCCAGUCAGGGCCACGCAACUGGACCCCUGUCCAGCAGGAGGAGCUGCAACUGCAGGCUCUGGCCACUCUGGCCACCGUGGCUCCACUGAUGCUGGAUGACUAUAUGAUCUGCCAGGGAAACACCUGCCUUCUGCUGCUGCUGGAGUGGUGCACUGAGCAAGAUGCCUACUUUGGACAGGGCCAUAGUUUCCAUGGCACUGGAGGGAGGGGCAGUAAGAAGGCUCAGAUGCGUUACUGUGUGAGGCUGCUGAGAUCCAUGGCGUCUCUAGGCAACGAAGCAAUCAACCAGGACCUUUUUGAUCAAGGAGCCAUCAGCCAGCUGCUUGUGAUAAUUAUGCAGAUGGAGGGGAGUCCUGAGGAGGAGGACGUUAUUACCUUGGAGAUCAAGGCUGACAUUCAGCUGAUCCUGUCAGCACUCUGCGAGAACAAUCCACACAGAAAGGAAUUGUUUGGAUCGGAAGGAGUUGAGAUGACGGUGCAUUUCCUCAAGAUGAGCACUGAGAAGUUCUACAGUGGCCUGGGACACAACAAACUCAUCCUCUCCACCGUGGAUUGUGUCUGGUCCUGUAUCGUUGGAUGCUACACCACAGAAGAUGUGUUUUUGGAAAAAGAAGGCAUUUUCCUUCUGCUUGACUUGCUUCAUUCGAGCCCUAGGAACAUGCAAAACGUGGUCCUUGGAACACUGCUGGAGCUGUGUGACAACCCCAAGACGAUGUCUCACAUCCUGGCCUGGCGAGGGCAGAAGAGCCUGACCACCCCGGGGCUACUCUUACAGCUCUGGAGGCAGGAAGAGGCAGAGCUGGGGGUGAGCAGAGACCUCUAUGGAAGGAUCUCAGAUCCCAAGAAGCCUAUUCUGUGUUAUUACCAAGAGGAGGAUGAUUCCCAGGUAUCACUGCCUGCUAACAGGCCUAGUGCUGCAGUGAUGGAUGUGUCUGAGAACCUUCGCUCCAAGAUCUACUCUGUCUUCUGUAAACUUGGGUUUGAAGCCCUGCCUGGAUUGUCAACAGAAGAUUAUAUCACCCUAAGCAUUGUCACCAGAUAUCUGGACUUUAAGGUUGGCGAGGUGUGGGAUGAGAUCUCCAAAGAGUUGAGCCUGGAGGGAGUGAGACCAGUCACCCCUGACGAAGAGGCCCUGGAUACCAUUGCUAAGAUGACGGAGGACACAGCCAGGAGAGUCAUCACACAGCAGAGCAGCAUGCUGGAGCAACGGGAUAAGGAGGACGUCAGUGAGGAGAAACGCAUGUAUACAGAGAUACGUUCCAACUGGAAACAGCAGGAGCUUACAGCCCAGUCUUGGGAGCAUUUUGUGGCGAAGACAUCAAACUACAAGAUUUUAAAGGAGACAAAAGAGCAUCAGGAGAGAUCUAUUGACUCAUCCAGACCUAAAUCAAAGCAUAAGGAAACUAUAUUCCAUCCUACACAAAUUCAUGGCUUACAAAUUACAAAUUUCUGUGGGCGGGUGAUGACUGUAGAGAGCACUCCAGCCCACCUGACAGGAGGGCCGCUGGCCAAUACAGAGCUGGCACUGGAGAGGGUGCCCAUCCAGGGUGGAGCCCUUAGGAAACUCCCCACUGCCACUGAGGACCCAGAGUAUUUCAACACAGUUUCAGUCAAAUAAAUACCCCACCUCCUCUUAUAGCUUUGCUCAGUGUUCGUUCACUAUUUACUACAGGUCUCCAUGUACAAUUUGGUGUGUUAGCUUCAGAGUGAACAUACAGACAGGAAUUCAUCAAUCCAGCAUGAACAACCAAAAUUAGACUACUAGUAUCUACUAGGAACAGAUAUUAAUGGAUGGAUUAAACAGAUUUUAAAUUAUUAAAAUUGUGCUGUAAUUGAAUUUUGUCAUUGUGCCUAGGACUUUUUUUUGUGUGUGUGGAAUUUAGCAAUAUUUAAAUAUUGAUGUAGCAAUCGACAGAAUUCACAUCAUUUGUGAGGAUAUCACCUCAUUUUGACCUUCAGUGCACAAGGUGUUUCAUUUGUGAUGUCAGAGAUACAUUUUAUGAUGAAGAUUCUACUUGGUGCUCACAUGUUUCGUGAUGGUAUAAACUAUUUUGUGAUGUGAUUAGCAGUUUACAUCAAGACCAGUAUGUUACCAGCAUCUGCUUUUGGCAAUAAUGUUUCAAUUUACUGAGUGUGCAGGCUGACGGAUGAAGUCAUUUAGGAGGCCACAAUCAGCAUCCUGUUGUCUACCUCCCCCUCCGAAUUGACUGCCUUUUGUGGCCAAACUGAACAUGACUACACAUGUUUGUACUCUGCAGACUAUAGACAAAGACCCAUACUAAACAAGGCAACUAGUGUGUCAAGAUGGGGAAGAUGGCGCUUUCCUGCUUUCCUUUGGUUUGAAAAUAUUGUUCCCAUAAAGGAAAUGUCUUUGCUUGUACUGUGGUCAGGCUACUAGUUCUGGAUGUGUUGGAUGAAGAUAAAAAAAUUUCCCCCCACAUAAUGAAAGGUUAUAUACCACUUUCCAGUACACGACACACUGACGUCAUGCACAGAUGCGUGUGACUUUUGGCGGCAGUGAGAAAGCCUUUGCCAUCAUACUCCCAUUCAACAAAGCCUAGAUUUAUGUUUUUAUUACUUCUGAACAAAAUCAUUUUUUGGGGUUGUCAUACGCUUACAAUAAUGUUUUGAUUCUUGCUUGAACAGUCGCAAAGAUUAUAUUUGGUUGUGAUCUUUGCAAAAUAACUA